Messenger RNA from Ilex paraguariensis (yerba mate), 375 nucleotides. The record is from the annotation of a GenBank genome assembly. Lineage: Eukaryota; Viridiplantae; Streptophyta; Magnoliopsida; Aquifoliales; Aquifoliaceae.
AUGUCUUUUUCCCCUUCUAUAUCCCAGUCUGCAGGUCUUCCAUGGACUGUAGCUAAAGGACAGGAUACCUUCACACCAAUCAGUUCUGUUCUGUCCUCGGCAAAGGUGCCAGACCCUCACAACUUGGAAUUGUGGUUAAAGGUGGAUGGAGAAAUUCGGCAACAAGGGCCAACCAGUGACAUGAUUUUUAAGAUCCCAUUUCUUAUCAGCCACAUAAGUUCUAUCAUGACGCUUCUUGAAGGAGACGUUAUACUAACAGGCACUCUUCAAGGUGUUGACCCUGUUAAAACAUGUCAAAAGAUAGACGCUGGUAUAACAGGCCUCUUGGAUGUGUAUUUCAAUGUUGAAAAACGCCAAAGACCCCAAAGUUGCUGA